Molecule: messenger RNA, 3120 nt
Organism: Prorocentrum cordatum
Lineage: Eukaryota; Dinophyceae; Prorocentrales; Prorocentraceae
Source: the annotation of a GenBank genome assembly
AUGCGUGGCGCGGCUACGUUGUCCGCAUACAUGUGCGACGCUGUGAUCUUGCGCGGGCGCAGCGCCGAGGAUCGCGCACCGCUGCGCGGCGCAAGCGCUAGACUGCACAGGGGCCGCGCAGGCGCGCGCGCCCGCGAACCGCGCGAGACUCGCGUCGCCGACCGCGAGGUUCUGGGCAAUGCCGACAAAUCGGAGGUGUGCAGCUGCGCGCGCAUCGGAAAUAUUGGCCAUGACAUCUACCUCCUUCUGCACCACGGCCCCGAUGGGCUUCUCUGCGUGUUUGGCGCUUACUCAGAGCAGGCUGCAGUCCACGGCCCCAGCGCGAACGAUGGGCCGGGACGCGUUGGAACCAACUUGCGGGCUGCCGCGGCAGAGGGCCGCGCCCUCUGGCAGAGCGCGCUGAGCCGCGGCGCAAUGAAUCGCCCGCCGGACGAGGGCGGGGGCGCGCGAGUCGCGGCCGGGGGCCGCCCCCGUAGCAUCUGGCGCCACGCGCGCGCCGUGUUCUUCAUCGACGCGGGCGCCGAAGACGCGAUGUCGGCGCUCGCGGCGAGGACGGGGCCAUGGUGCAAUGAGAUCGAGCACGCGGGGCGCAUCGCCGCCCUCGUCGAUUUGGAGGCGCGGAACCGCGCCCCCCCGCGGAAGCCCGCGGCGGCGGGCGCCAUGGGAAGGGGCGCUACGCGAAGGAGCAGCGGCCUCUACAAGGUGGAGGAGCGCGGCAACGCCCACACGGCGAUGCUUACGCUGGGACUUGUCCACAUCCGUCGGCUGGGGAUGCCAAUCUUCCUGGGCCUCGUGGCGUCCUGGGGCAUCAGCUCCGCAGGCCCCGCGCGGAGGGGCGGCGGCGCCGCGACCCCGGGGGAGGCCGCGCAGCUGCUGGAGGAGGGCCGCAGCGGCAGCGACGAGGAUGAGCUCGCCGCCAGCGUCGUGGCAUGGGGCUGCUGGUCUGGUUCGGUGGGUUUCCUGCUGGCGAUGGCCGUGGUCUCCAGCGCCGCCAUCCUGGCGCUGCGGACGGGCCACCUCAGGCUGCAGCUUUGGGGCCAGGGCGCCAUGGUGCCGGCGGAGCCCCGGGCGGUUUUGAGCGAGUCCCUCAGGCCAGAGUGCGCGGCCACCCGCCUCCCGUCCCAGGACCUGGAGGGCGGGCGCGGCGGGCAGCGCAUCCCGCAGGUCCUGCGCUCCGACAGCUGCUGCAAGCUCUGCCAGGCUGCCUCCGACUGCGAGGCGUGGGCCUGGUCCGGGCAGGGCGAGAGGCAGGGCUGCUGGCUGGUUGCCGAGGGGCACCCGGCGAGCGGGGGCGAGGCGCAGGGCCGAGGCGAGGGCUCGGACGAGGAGGGUGAGGAUGGGGCCGCCGCGGCUCCAGCCGGAGGCGAGGGCGCUGAGGACGCCGCUGAGGAGGAGGAGGAGGAGGACACUCCACGGAGCUGGGAAGACAUCGACGAGGCCGCCGAGGCCUCGGCAGGGGCGGAGGAGGAGGGCGAGGACGACGGCGACCAGGCCACCAAAGUGUUUGCCGAGGCCGGGAAAGGGAAUGUCCUUUUCGAGGCAGAUGGAGGGGAAAGCGUACCAGUUCUUCUCGAGGCGGAUGGCGCACAGGAGCAUACCAGUCGGACCAAGCAUGAUGAUGACGAGGCACCCGAAGCCCUCCCCGAGGCGAAAGAGAAGAACGCCAAGAUGGAUGUUAAGGGCGCGGAAGACGGCAAUGGUGAUAGACCUGACGAUGAGGAGGAGCAGGAAGAAGAGGAGGAGGAGGAAGCGCCAUUACCGGGGACGUCGUACCCGAAUACCCCAGCGUGGCGCAGCCCCUGGAGCACGGCAUCUGUCAAGGAGGAGGGGAAGGACGAGGAGGAGCACGGCGCUGGAGCGCCCAAGCAGCACGACCGGCAGGAGAAGCACGGCGAGGCUCAAAAGAAGCACGAGAAGGAGAGGCACGAGGACCCGCCGCCGCCUGGAUGCGACGCUGACGACCACUUGCCGGAGAUGUGGGCCCACCAGGGGGGCAAGGAGGCAGUCUUCAAGGUGCUGACUUACAACCUCUUCUGGUGGAGUCUCUUCGGCGAGAGGGACGGCGAUCAUGACAAGGCCGCCCAUCUCAUCGAAAAGGCUGCAAAGUCUAGGGCGUUUGACCUGAUGGGCUUUCAGGAAUGCGAGGACGUGGCGCGUGUUCUGGAACCAGCUGGCCUCAAGGAUAAAUAUUACGUGUUCUCUGGGAGUGGCAAGACGGAGGCGAUUUGCAUCGCGGCAAGCAAGGCCAGUUUCGAUCUCCUCUCCCAUGGCAUGCAAGCCGUUGGCGAGGACAGCAAGGAACAGUACUUCGGCAAACGAUCUGCACAGUGGAUGCGGCUCAACCACAAGAAGACGGGCCAGAAGGUGUUCUUCAUGAACCACCACGGCCCUCUGCCCGUGGACUCCGGCGGCAAGUGCGGCGGGCGGGCCACGGCCCGCGCGCUGCUGCAGCUGACCUCCGCGGAGGCCGAGCGAGGCGAUGCCGUGAUCAUGGUGGGCGACUUCAACGCAGGCGACGGUUCCACGACCGUCGAGAGCCUGGAGAAGCGCUUGCACAGGGUCUACCACGGCGUCGCCGACGGUGGCAUCGACAACUUCUUCAGCAAUCUGGGCACGGACUCGGUCCGAAAGGCGGAGAACCUGGGGAGCGGCGGCAGCGACCACGACGCCCUGAGCGUGGAGCUGCAGGUCGGGGGCGGCGUCGGAGAGGCCCCGCCGCCGGGCGAGGACGAGGAGGCCGACGGCGAGGACGAGCUCCCGCCGGCUCGGCCAGAGGGCGAGGGCCAGCCGGGCGGCGAGGCGGCGCCCGAGGCGGCCGCGGAGGGCGAGGGCCCGGAGGACGAAAAGGACGACAGGCCGUCGCGGUGCGGGCUCUCGGACGAGGGCGGCGUCGCCUACUCCGGCCUGGCCGGCGAGGAGGUGGACGGCGUGGGGUCCCCGGCGGACUGCUGCACCACCUGCAGCGGGUCCUCGACGUGCAAGUCGUGGACGUGGACAGGGAGGUCGGGGGCCGGAGUUUGUUCUCUGUGGUUUGGGCUGCCAGCGCAGAGGGAGAAGAAGGAGGGCUUCAUCUCGGGCCUGCCGCCCAGGAAGGCCCGGCUGGACUUCAAGCGAUCGUGA